GCAGGCAUUGCGAUGGCUUCCGUCGGCGCUGAGGUUUUGGAGAAGUUCCGGCUCUUCUGCCGCGACGACUUUGAGGGAGACUGGGCGAAAGUGGCAGAGCGCAGCUUUGGACGGGUCUACCGCGUUAAGCUCAAGCUCUGGAGGGAGAACUGCGCCCUCAAAUGCUUCUCCAACGCCAGCCACUACAGGGACCUGAUGGAGGAAGUGACCAAGCUGGGGAAAGUGAAGUUUAAGUACAUCACCUCCGUCUACGGCAUGUGCAACGACCCGCAGGCCGUCGUGAUGGAGUACAUGAACAAAGGCUCUCUGGACGGCCUGCUGUCCAGCCACACGCUCAUGUGGCCCAAGAAAUUUCAGAUGAUCCACGAGAUCGUCAUGGGAAUGAACUUCCUGCACAGCAUGGACCCGCCCCUCCUCCAUCUCAACCUGAAGCCGGCCAACAUCCUGCUGGACGACCACCUGCACGUCAAGAUUUCAGAUUUCGGCGUGAUAAAGUGGGAGGGGUGCUCAGGCAUGGCGGUGAUGGAGCAUCUGACGGCCAGAGGCAACAUCAGCUACGUUCCCCCUGAGGCCUUCUGCCAGAGCCCAGACCCCCCCACAAACAAGUACGAUGUUUACAGCGUGGCUGUGGUGGUGUGGGAGAUUCUCACACAGAAGAAGCCCUAUGCUGGGGCCAACAUGACAGAAGUAAUCAUCCGUGUGUCGUCGGGGAAGCGGCCGAGCGUGGCGAAAAUUCCAGACGACAAGCCCCGUGAGUGCCAGGACAUGAUCGCCAUCAUGCAGGAGUGCUGGCAGCAGCACCCAAAACAGAGGCCAGCCUUCUCAGACAUCAUUGAGAAGACCGAGGUCCUGAGUGAGGUUCUGAAAAUCCCUGAUGUUGGUCGUGGGCGCAAUAAGGAGAUACCUACCCUUCCAUACAGCACAAUGCCCAAUCCGAAAGAACCAGCAGCUCCGCCAUUCCCAGAGGCUGGCAAUGAGGAGGAUGCCAACGACGAUGCUUUGGAGUCCCUGACCAAGAAACACUUUGAGAAGUUCCAUCGGAGCCUGCGCCAGGAGCACGUGGCGAUGCGCUUCAAGGACAACAACUCGCUGCUGCACUACACGGUGGCCAGCGGAGACAUGGAGAGCGUGCGGCGCGUGCUCGGCCUCGGGGCACAGGUCAACGCUCAGAGCCAGCGCGGUUACACCCCUCUGAUCGUUGCUGUGCUCUGCAAACUCCACGACAUCAGCGCACUCCUCGUGCAGCAGGGGGCCGACGUGGCGCUCGGGGACUUGGACGGCUGGGCUCCGCUGCACUUCGCCGCCCAGAAUGGCGACGAGCGGGCGGCCAGGUUCCUCCUGGAGCACGGGGCGCCUCCGGACGCCACUGAGAAGGAGCAGUGGACACCGCUGCACCUGGCAGCCCAGAACGGGCACGAGGGGGUGGCGCGGGUGCUGGUGGCACGCUUGGCGGUCAUUGACGUGAGGGAGGGGCAGCACGGGCGCACACCGCUGCACAUGGCCAGCACCUAUGGGCACCUGGGCAUCGCCAAGCUGUUGUUGGGGAAGGGUGCCAACCCUUCGCUGCCUGACAGCGCUGGCGACUGCCCGCUGCACCUGGCGGUGGAGGAGGGCCGCGUGCGCAUGGUGCGGCUGCUGGUGGAACGCGGGGCGGACGUGACGAGCGCUGACGCGCGCGGACACACACCUGUGCACCUGGCGGCGGUACGCGGGCACACACUCAUCUGCCGUUACUUGUUGGGCCACGGAGAGGGUACCAACGCGCGAACUGCCCAGGGCUGGACGCCAUUACACCUGGCCGCACUGCGUGGGCACGGGGAGACAGUACUGGCAUUGGAGGCUCAGGGCGGGGAGGUGGACGCUCGCGGGUCUCAGGGCUGGACAGCGCUGCACCUGGCCUGUCACCAUGCACAGGACAAGGUGGUGACUCAGCUGCUGGCGGCAGGCGCAAAGCCGGACCUGGCGGACGACGCCGGCUGGAUGCCGCUCCACCUGGCAGCGCGCUCCGGAUGCUUCCCCAGCGCACUGCAGCUCCUCUCCCGCCAGGCCGACGUCAACGCCCGCAACCACGCCCAGGCCACUCCUCUGCACGUGGCGGCGCAGAGCGGUGCGGCCGGCAUCGUCCGGGCACUCCUGCUCAACCACGCCAGCCGCAGUGCCCGUGACAUACGAGGACACACAGCCCUCGACAUCGCCCGCAGCAAUGGUCACCAGGAGGCAGUCAAGCUACUGGAGCGAGAUGAGGAGCGGUAACACACAAAGACACACACACUCACACACAUUACACACACACACACAUGGACAUCGCCCGCAGCAAUGGUCACCAGGAGGCAGUCAAGCUACUGGAGCGAGAUGAGGAGGGGUAACACACAAAGACACACACACAAAAAACACACACACUCACACACAUUACACACACACACACACAC
Molecule: messenger RNA, 2429 nt
Organism: Alosa alosa (allis shad)
Lineage: Eukaryota; Metazoa; Chordata; Actinopteri; Clupeiformes; Clupeidae
Gene: ankk1
Product: ankyrin repeat and kinase domain containing 1
Exons: 8
Coding region: 13-2253 (746 amino acids)
Biological process (GO): protein phosphorylation; regulation of cell cycle process
Cellular component (GO): cytoplasm
Molecular function (GO): protein kinase activity; ATP binding; protein binding
Source: RefSeq, a predicted model, not a curated record